AUGGACGAUGACGAGCACGCACCGAGCAGGAUGAGCAGGUUAAAGCUCCAUGACAGCGCCAUCAAUGGCGCGCCCCCCGGCACCCAUCAACCCGCCGAAUCCGCACCCCCCGACGCGCAAAAUGGCUCCUUUCCGUCCCCCGACACGUCGCUCGACGGCCUCAAGUCUCGCAGCGACAGCGUCGAGACCCCUGGCUCGACCAAGCCCCUCCGUCCAUCCCGCAAGGCCCCUCAGAAAGCGCCCGGCCGCGAGUCUCUGCUCUUUAGCCACCUGCCCGACGCUACCCCUCAGUCUUGCGAGACCUUCCAAGUGAUCCCCGACUGCCUCUACGGAUCCAAGCACCUGGGCUCCACGGACAACGAUGCUCUCGACUGUGACUGUAGAGAAGAAUGGCGGGACGGUGAGAAUUGUGCCUGCGACGAGGAUUCCGACUGCAUCAACCGCGCCACCAAGAUGGAGUGCAGUGCCAGCGCCGGCAACUGCAGCAACGGCUGCCAGAACCAGCGAUUCCAGCGCAAGCAAUGGGCCAACGUCUCCGUCAUCAAGACGGACAAGAAGGGCUAUGGCCUCCGCACCGACUCGGACCUCCACCCCCACGACUUCGUCUACGAGUACAUCGGCGAGGUCAUCAACGAGCCCACCUUUCGCCGCCGCAUGCUGCAGUACGACCACGAAGGCAUCAAGCACUUUUACUUCAUGUCCCUCAACAAGAACGAGUUCGUCGACGCCACCAAAAAGGGCAACCUCGGGCGUUUCUGCAACCACUCCUGCAACCCAAACUGCUACGUGGACAAGUGGGUGGUGGGCGACAAGCUCCGAAUGGGCAUCUUCGCCCUGCGCACCGUCCGUGCCGGCGAGGAGCUCGUCUUCAACUACAACGUCGACCGCUACGGGGCCGAUCCCCAGCCGUGCUACUGCGGGGAGCCAAACUGCGUCGGCUUCAUUGGUGGCAAGACCCAGACCGAGCGUGCCACCAAGCUGCCCGCAGCUACCGUCGAGGCUCUUGGCAUCGACGACGCUGAUGGCUGGGACACGGCCGUCGCCAAGAAGCCUCGCAAGAAGCGGCCCGACGAGGAUGACGAGGAGUAUGUCAACAGCAUCCAGCCGCGUAACUUGGACGAGGACGACGCCCGCAAGGUCAUGGCUGCCCUCAUGCAGUGCAAGGAGAAGUGGAUCGCCGUCAAGCUGCUGGAGCGCAUCCAGCGCUGCGACGAGGAGCGCGCGAUCCAUUGCGUGAUGCGCAUGCACGCCUAUCAGAUCCUCAGGACGACGCUCAACACCUUCCUCCAAGACCACAACGUGGUGUUGCAGGUGCUUGACAUCUUGGACAAGCUGCCGCGCCUGACGAGAAACAAGAUCCAAGACUCCAACAUCGAGGCCGUGGUUGAGGGUUUGGCCGGCUCCGAGCACGAGGACGUCGCCUCCAAGUCGAAAAAGUUGCUCGACGACUGGAGCAGGCUCGAGGUGGCCUACCGCAUCCGACGGCGCAAGGUCGACUCCAGCGCCCCCGUGCAAAACGUCUACGAAGACCGCCGAGGAGGUCAGGCUCGCGAGGAGGAGACGGCGCAGUCGACGCCCAAGACGGCGUCGCCGCGCACCCUUGAUGCCCCAAAGGGCCCGCGCAGCAGCGUCCCGCAACGGAACAACUCUCUCUACUUCAACAACCAGAGGCAACGUCGGCAGUUCACCCCUCUGCCGGACGGCUGGUUCGCUGCCAAGGACGGGCGAGGCAACACCUACUUCUACACCAAGUCCGGCAAGACUACGUGGCAGCGCCCGAGCCAUGCAGCUUCUGAAUCCACGCAAAAGGGGCCGUCGAAAGCCAUGCAGGAACAGCUUGCGAUCCAGAGCAUCAUUGACAAGGUCACCAAAGAAGGGACGCCGAAGCCGUCAGCUCCGCCGCCAAGAGAGUCUCUUGAGACGGUUUCGGUAGAGCCCAGAAAGGAGAAAUGGCGGUCUCUGCCGCUCGACAAGCAGAUGAAGAUUUAUGAGAACACUGUGUUCCCUCCCGUCAAACACGUGCUGAACAAAUUCCUGAAGAAGCUUCCCAGGGAAGAGCUGAAGCGGCUGGGCAAAGACAUUGCCAAGAAGCUUGUCGCGUCGGAUUACAAGAACAAGAGAGUCGGGGACCCGACUGCCGAGCUCACCGAGAAGCAGGUGCUGAAGAUCAAGAAGUUCGUGUCGGAUUUUUUGAAUCGCGCAGUCGAAAAGUACGAAGCCCACAAAAAGAAUAAGGCGUCGAGGGAGAAUGCAGCUUCGGACGAGGGGGCAGGUGCUGGCGGCGAACGGGGCGAAAUGUCUCGGGCAGACCCAGACGCCAGUAGCGGCAGUGCGGGCGACGCUUCGACGCCCAAGGAGGGGGACCGCAAGCGAAAGCGCGAGCCAGACUUGGCAGACUCGACGGACGCGACUCCAUCUGAGAGCCGGGAUCUGAAGAGACUCAAGGACGAGGAAGCGAGCCCUCCGCCCCCUCCACCGCCGCCGCCCGAGUCGGCCCCGGAAGACGAGAUGACGGACGUGCAGCGAGCUUUCCGAGAGCAGGAAGAAGCCCUCGUUCGAGAGAAUGAGGAAGCGCAGAGGCUAGAAGACGAAGCCAACAAGAGCAAGAUGCUGGAGGACGCGGGCGAGGCAGUAUGCAAGGACAUACCCCUGGCUGCUUGA
Messenger RNA from Hirsutella rhossiliensis, 2661 nucleotides. RefSeq names its product SRI (Set2 rpb1 interacting) domain-containing protein. Gene Ontology annotation, biological process: regulation of DNA-templated transcription. Gene Ontology annotation, cellular component: chromosome; chromatin; nucleus. The coding region runs from base 1 to 2661 and encodes 886 amino acids. The record is from RefSeq and is a predicted model, not a curated record. Gene Ontology annotation, molecular function: protein binding; histone H3K36 methyltransferase activity. The transcript has 4 exons. NCBI's taxonomy places the organism in Eukaryota, Fungi, Ascomycota, Sordariomycetes, Hypocreales, Ophiocordycipitaceae.